UUUUGAUUUGCGCGUUAUUAAUGAAUAUUAUUGCGUUAUUCUUGACUUAUACGUUGUAACAAGUACAGGGCCUUUGCCGUAUGAGUAAUACAUCUAGUGAUGUUUAUGUUAACUGUAGAAAUGUUAUUUCAGUGAACCUUACUUUUGUUUUCGACAACAAAAUCGGAUAGUGACGUAAUCAAAAAUCACCCGCCGCGUUAGGAAGCUACUAACAUUAUAGUUAGCGACAUCAAAGUGCUUCAUAAAAUAGCACACAAGCGGAAUAAGUGUUUGCCAUGAGUUUAAGACUAAGCUUUUUGUUCAAACUUUGAGCGUGCUACUUGCACUAUGACAUCCAACGUUGAGAACAGUUCGUUGCCUUUUUCCGACGGUGCGGGGAUGAAUUCGUCUCCAACAUCUUUUCUGGCGAGAGUGUUGGAGAGAUUGUCCUCAACACAGUUUGUACAACUGAGGACUGAGGAGGAGUGUCCCGUGGCUGUAGUUGCACUUCAGAGGUACUUAUCAGUGGAAAGUGAGCGGCCGCAGCCGCAAUGCUACGACUACGAUGUAACAGUGUGUGACGGACAGUGGAAAGCCAAAUGCUUCCUUCAUCCAUCCCUUAACCACUUAGUGUUGACAAACACUUUAAGGACCGGGGUUGAUGUUACCAUCACCGAGUGCUCUUUUGUGUUUAACGAGAUGAGGCUUGGAUUUAAUGAUGGCUACAUUUGCAUUGAAAAGCUUAGAUGUAGCGCCGAGAGAUCCACGUUGCUACACGGAGUCAGCGACGUGAGAUCGCUGACCAUGCCUGGCACAGGGGGUAGUGUGGUGCUGCACAGUGAUGUUCCUCUUCAGGUGAGACGCAAACAUUACCUCCCGCUGUGGAACGACAAUGAUCCAGAGGGAGACAUCUGGAGCUCAGCUUCUCCACCAUCUGUCACAGUUCUGGAUGUUUCCAAGAUAACUUUGAUUUCCAACCUGGAGGAUCAUUUCAGGAGCCAACGGAGAUAUUUUCCACUUCUGGUCAAGAUAAUACACAAAUCCAGAUUGAGAUAUUAUGGGAAGUUUGGGCUCAAAAUUGAUUACCCCUACCAGGCAUACUUUGAAGUUGCAGAUCAGAGUGGCAUAGUGUCCUUGGUGCUUUGGAAUGAACUAUGUCCAGAGUUUUACCAAGGACUUAAAGUGGGCACAGUAUUGUACAUUCAAAACUACACUUUGAAGCAGAGUUAUUCAAAGCGCUCAUACCCUCAAAUGGCCCAUUAUGGAAAGAUGGCUUUUAAUUCAGUAGAAAUUUGCCUCAAUCCUCGAAAUCCAGCAGCAGUGAUAACUGUGGUGCCACCAAACAUUGUACAGCCUCAGUGGGGACUGCCUGAUGUUUCUUACCAGUUCAUUACCAGGUCAGAGUUGAAUACAGAAGCCAACAACCGUGCAUUUGAUGUCAUAGGUUUGGUGACGUUUGUUGGUCGUGUUGAAAGAGUCAGAAGUAAAGGAAGCAGUGGCACAGAGAAAUUCUGGACAUAUCGUUGGGUUCAUGCUGUAGAUGGGACAUCGAAUCAUCCAUUUAUCCUUGAGAUUUUUUCCUCUUCACAACCAGACAUUUUCAACUCUAUUUGCCCAAUGACUUACCUGGUGUGCACGCAGAUGAGGAUUUGUCAAGUAGAAGGCUCACUUCCCUACCUCACAAGCAGCUGUGAGACACAGAUAUUCAUCACAGGUUACCACAAAGGUCAACCGUACGUGAGCAACCCUACAGUGAAGAGCUUCAUCCAGUGGACUAAAACUCUGAAGGACAGUGCUGUCUUAAAGAAGACAGCUGUGGGUGGCAACUACUGUUACCCACAUCCCCCGAGAAUGUUCACACAGGCUUUGGUGGAUGACUCAGCUUCUUCAGUCCACGUGCCUCUGGUCGCAGGAGCAGAUUUGAAAAAGGAGUUCGAGACACUGCAGUACAGAGAACAUAAAAGAAUGGCGAUUCAAGGAGAGAUCGUAGCUAUUCAGUACAUUAAAACACCGAAGAACAUUGAUGGAACGCAAGAUGAAGUUCCCAGAAAAGCUCAACAUGAAAACACAGAGGACCAACGAGAGCAGCAGGAGAAUGACACUGCCUCUGAACCAGAGGACCUUCCUGAAUCAGAACGUAGUGGACCAUCCCACAGUCUAAAUCAGGACAGUGGCCUGUUUACUUGGAAAAGCCACAGCUGGCCAAGGCAACAAGAAGAACUGUGUGAACAUUUGUGUCAGGGCGAUCUCUACCAGGACAGUUUCAUACAGACCUUCUCAACCAAUGCCAAAAAUGGCCUUCUUAUGUGGAGUAACCUUCAGCCAACCAGAUGGAGCCCAGAGCAAACCGCCGACACCAUUCCAUCUUUGGUUUGUCAGGGAUACUACCACAUCACAAUAUUAGGCAUAAAUAAGAAGAUAGCUGUGAAUGCUGCGUAUUUCCCCCUGAUGAGUGCUGCUGAGCCCAGAGCUAUUGGUCGACCUCAGGAUCCACAUGGAAAUACAAUGCUGUCUUGUCUGUCCUCAGGGUUUCUCUGUCCUUUAAAAGACACAAAUGAGCACAGCAGUCCAGCUGCUCUCAAACCAGAGGAGAUUAUAGCCACAUCUGGUGACCUGGAUGGCACACAUGUCGUCUGCAUCUUGGACCUUUGUCACCUUGGGGGUGAUAAAGUGGAAGUCGUGUUGAACAAGUUGUACACAGUUACAGAGAUUUCUCCCAUCUAGCAGCUUCAGAAAGAUUCAAAUUUCAGAUGCAAUACAAAUGUCAGAAAUUCCCAGGCACUAAGGAGCCACAGUUCAGUUGUAUAAACACACCUGCUUUGCUGCAUACUUCUGACCUGACCUAUUGACUCCAAGUGCCUUUUAUUUUGAUGCUGGUUAAUUGCAAAGACAGAAAAAUAUUUUAUAACGUAAUUAUUUUUUGUACAUGAAGGUAUACAAAUAAUGAUAAAAUAAAUUAAAAUUAGGCCUGUGGGUGGACAUUUACAGAAUAGUUGAGAAUAUGUGACAUUUUUAAAGUGCAGUGUGUGUGUGUGUGUGUGUGUGCAGGUGCAUGUAUUUCUUUCUUCUUGGUGAAUUUUAGUCAGUAAUCAGAUUAUCGGUAAUUCUCUGAUAGUUUGAAUGUAGCAACUCAAUGCAGUUGGGUAUACAGUGUCAGUUUGAUUCUUAUUUAAUUUUCAUUUUUUGGGGGGGCGGGGGGAGUUUACAUCUCAGCGAUGACACUAUUUUAUUGAAUUGCUGUGAUAACCAAUCCAUUUUCACCUCAAAUUUCUCCAACACCAAGUCUGGACCAAUGUUCACCCUUUAUUGCAUUAAUGCAAUCAAAUCAAUUUAUACUUUUUUAUAUUGGACAAUUGUCGAAUUCAUUUUAAAUAAAAAUAAUCUCAUAAAGGUAUCAGAAAUAGAUAAAUAAGUUCAUAUACAUAUUCAAUGAUUACUAACAGUUUGAACAUGAAAAAUAAUUCCAUAACAUACCAUUCUUAUAAGUAUAACAAUCUAUAAAAA
Molecule: messenger RNA, 3483 nt
Organism: Cynoglossus semilaevis (tongue sole)
Lineage: Eukaryota; Metazoa; Chordata; Actinopteri; Pleuronectiformes; Cynoglossidae
Gene: radx
Product: RPA1 related single stranded DNA binding protein
Exons: 13
Coding region: 328-2703 (791 amino acids)
Molecular function (GO): single-stranded DNA binding
Source: RefSeq, a predicted model, not a curated record